UUAAAUUCCAAGCAUCAGCUGAUUUAUCAACUGAAGGAAAAACUGAAAACUGUUUCUGCUCAUUUUGACCAGUUGAUAGAAAGUUUUAAAAUAUUUCAUGUCAAUGUUAUUUUAAGAUCAUUUGAUUGCAAAGUAGUUGUCGGUCCAUAAAAUUGCAAAAAAUGUUGUGCUUGAGAAGUUUCUCGUUAGCUGGUCAGCUAUGCAGAAGUUCAGCAGUAACACCCUCAACUCUAAUGGCAUCCAGAUUCUUGAAAAUGAGAGUGGUGCCAUACCAGGAACCCCAGUCUGAAACCUACGACAAUAAGAAUGCCCGACUGAAUCGACCGCUAUCACCACAUCUGAGCAUUUACAAACCUCAGAUGCAGACUAUCCUGUCGGUAACACACAGAGGCACUGGAAUCGUCGCAUACGUCUACGCUCUGGGCUUGGCUGCCGGAUCCUUCUGUCCGUAUACGUACCCUGAGAUCGUGAAUAGUGUUGCAGCAUUUGGCAUUCCUGCUGCUGUAAUUUUCGCAUUCAAGUGGGGACUCGCUUUCCCAGUCACCUUCCAUACGUUCAACGGAAUCCGCCACUUGAACUGGGAUAUCGGUCGUUCCCUUUCCAUCAGUGGAGUCUUCAACACUGGCUACGCUGUGCUAAUCGCUACCGUUAUCAUAAACACAAUAAUUGCUAUGCUAUAAUUCGGCUUCAGUAUUAUUAGAAAAAGUGUAAGUGAAUUACUGUAUUAUUUUUGUUCUCCACCUAUUCAAGCAUGUCAACUAUCUUCUACUUACGGAAUUCAUUCAAAUUUGUGUAAUGUCUGUUUGAAAUAAAUGUUAUUUAUUGAA
Messenger RNA from Nilaparvata lugens (brown planthopper), 827 nucleotides. RefSeq names its product succinate dehydrogenase cytochrome b560 subunit, mitochondrial-like. Bases 162 to 680 code for a protein of 172 amino acids. Gene Ontology annotation, biological process: tricarboxylic acid cycle; mitochondrial electron transport, succinate to ubiquinone. Gene Ontology annotation, cellular component: membrane. The record is from RefSeq and is a predicted model, not a curated record. The transcript is spliced from 5 exons. Gene Ontology annotation, molecular function: electron transfer activity; succinate dehydrogenase activity. NCBI's taxonomy places the organism in Eukaryota, Metazoa, Arthropoda, Insecta, Hemiptera, Delphacidae.